Molecule: messenger RNA, 337 nt
Organism: Stegostoma tigrinum
Lineage: Eukaryota; Metazoa; Chordata; Chondrichthyes; Orectolobiformes; Stegostomatidae
Product: histone H4
Exons: 1
Coding region: 1-312 (103 amino acids)
Biological process (GO): nucleosome assembly
Cellular component (GO): nucleosome
Molecular function (GO): protein heterodimerization activity; structural constituent of chromatin; DNA binding
Source: RefSeq, a predicted model, not a curated record
AUGUCUGGAAGAGGGAAGGGAGGUAAAGGCCUGGGAAAGGGCGGAGCGAAGCGGCACCGCAAAGUGCUCCGUGAUAACAUCCAGGGCAUCACGAAACCAGCCAUCCGGCGCCUGGCUCGCCGUGGCGGGGUCAAGCGCAUCUCGGGCUUGAUCUACGAGGAGACCCGCGGGGUGCUGAAGGUUUUCCUGGAGAAUGUGAUCAGGGAUGCGGUGACCUACACUGAGCACGCCAAGCGCAAGACGGUGACUGCCAUGGAUGUGGUGUACGCUCUGAAACGCCAGGGCCGCACUCUGUAUGGAUUCGGCGGCUGAGCAAAUCGUCCCUUUUCCAGCGAAC